This is a messenger RNA of Anolis sagrei ordinatus, 843 nucleotides long. Lineage: Eukaryota; Metazoa; Chordata; Lepidosauria; Squamata; Anolidae. The record is from RefSeq and is a predicted model, not a curated record.
AUGGGUCUCCAAGGGCGCCCGCCGUGUCCGAAAGGGAAGUUCUGGGACGCUCUCCUGGAGCGGUGCAUGCCCUGCGGCCUCGCCUGCCACACGCGCAAGUUCCAAGGAUGCGCCGACUUCUGCAGCUCCAUGGACUGCAGCAAGCGUCCGGGCUUCUACUACGACAAGCUCCUUCGAGACUGCAUCGAUUGCUCCGGCGUUUGCGGGCAGCACCCCAAAGAGUGCGACCCAUUCUGCCAAGGGGAUCGGACCUCGCUCGGCAUUCACCAAGUUGCAAAGCAGGAUGCUCCUGCGACCUCCAUGCCGGUGCCGUCCGCUCUGCAGGGUCCCCAGUGCCAGCUGUUUCCGAUAUGUGACCCGGGGAUGUUUGUCUACAUCGGCCUUGGGCUCUGCCUUUGCACGCUGCUCUUUGUGCUCUUGAUGUGGGUUUACUUCCGAAAGCGAGGAGAGGAGGCGACUUCUCAAGCCGGCCCUGAGACUCGCCACAAAAAGGGGGAACACCCAAAAGAGAGUCUAAUGGAAGAAGGAAGCUUGACCGGUGGAUCCAGCAGCAGCCAGACCCCGGAGCCCAUCGAGACCUGCGGCUUCUGCUUCCCCGAAGUGAGCCCAGCCAUUCAAGAGACCAAAGCGUGCUACACCAAGGCAUACCAGCCUGCGGCGCAAGCGCAUGCUGCGGUGACGGGAACCCUUCCGACCCCUGAAGACGGCCACUUCCCAAUCAUAUGUUGUCCCUCUCAAGAAAAGAUGCAAGUGGCCUGAACUUCAGGAGCUGACUGGACGCUACGUGAAAGCAUCCCCGAGAAAGCUGCUCCAAUCUCUCCUGCUCCUUCCCACAUCCAACUC